This is a messenger RNA of Schistosoma intercalatum, 5874 nucleotides long. Lineage: Eukaryota; Metazoa; Platyhelminthes; Trematoda; Strigeidida; Schistosomatidae. The record is from the annotation of a GenBank genome assembly.
AUAGUUACGUGUCGGACAUUUUUCAAUUAACCUUACCUGUUGCUAUUGCUUUUUGUAAAUGUUCGUUCCCUACAGAAUCCAGAUUACUGACUCUUAUGGUUUUCAUAUCUGAGAGUUUUGUACAUUGCUUAUGGCCUAAUAACAUUCUCAAUGUGUAAUGGGAGCACAUUGUACUUAAAUAAUUUGAAAUUAAUUUUCGAUAAAAUGAAGUUGAGUUACACAAAUUUUUCCGAAAAUACUAUUGUUCUGCCACUCUUUUAAUUCUAAGGUAUGAUUUUAAACUCGGAUCGAUGCUUUAAAGACUGAAAAACUUAGCUCUGUAUUAGUUAUCCAUCAUGGCCGUAGUCCUUCAGUCCCUACUACACAAAUCUGAAUCUGAAAUCUGCAUGCUUCCAUAUAUGGUCAGUGACCCUUUGAAGAAGUCAACCAAAAGUGUCGGCAAUGCUAAGUAAACCCUAAUUAUUUAGCCCACUAAUUUCUGGAACUCGCCCUGAUCUUUUAAAUGAAUCAUUUUUGAAGCUACUUGCUUUCAUGUGUUACUAUUGAGCUUUCAGAAGAAGGAAUAAGAUAUCAAUGAACUUAUGUUAAUCCUUACAAAUCGUGGUACUGUGCAUACCCAACCACGCUCUGAACGUGACAACAUAAGGGUUGUUAUUGCGUGUUCUAGUAGACAAUUCAGGCUAUUUACUAUUCUGUGAGAGUAUAAAAAAUCUAGACCUAAAAGAUUCGAUAUUGGUUUUUAAACUUCCCUAGAAUGUUUUCGCAGAUGGUCAGUCCUGAAUGGGAGUAAGAUUUAGGACAUGUUAAUACUCAGAUCAUUGUUCAGUAUACGGUGAGCCAUUAUUAUACUAUUUCGUAACCUGCAACAAGAUAACAGUAAUACGUUGAGGCGCACUUGUUUUCUCUUAUCGUUAGAAAGUUACUUGUCUUGUCCACGGUUAUAUAAUGGACUCCAUAACGUUCCAGUUUUGAUUUAGGACACGGAUGGGAGUCCAUGUUGAAAGGUUUACUAAGAUCUGUGAAAAAUACAUCUACAGAAUUACUUUCAAUUUAGCUGUAUCCCAAUCUUUUCUCGCAGUGAGCAGGUUUUUCAAGCAUGACAAGCUUAUUCCAACUCUUAACUACAUGUUUCGUGGUCUUUGGGACCCUUUUCAAUCAAUUUCAGUCGCCAUGGGCACGAGGACUUGUAUACAUUUUUCGUUUGUGCCUUACUUGCCUGUAGUGAAUGUUGAACUUACGUUUGCCUCCCUUCCACACACAAACCGUUAUAAAACAUUUAGCUGCAGCGAAAUGGCAAUGAGCCGUAAUCAUAACUGACCAUUUAUCUAAGCCACUGUGAGAACAGAUUAAUAUCAGAAACUACCCACUAAUUUUGUGGUUUAUUCGUUUUUAACUUCCCCCAGCCUAAAGGAAUCGAUACUUUUAGUUCAGCGUCUAAGUUGACACCUACAAUGAGCAGCAUAUUUUGUGACGCUACCUGUAGAUUCGAUUCUGUGAUGAAAGGAAACUUGUAAAUGAGGAUAAUUCUUACUUAACUAUUUAUGGCUUUUUCCUUGUCCUAUUCUUUCAUUAUUUAAGAUGCAAUUGUCUUGCUACCAAUGAAGCGAUUGCAGCUCAUAUCGUUUAAAAACACUUAAGCGUGAUGGAACUCUAGGGAACUACAUACAUUAAUCCAUGUUUCAUGAUGAUUCUCAAAGUAUUAUGAGUAAGGACUUAGUUUGGAGACUUUCAGCUGAAAUGUAAGUAAUAUAACCAUGUCGAUCUAUGUGGAUGAAGUCACAGUUAAGCUAAGAAGCAUUAUUCAUAUCUCAGACUAGUUAGAUAAAGCAUUGAGAUUAGAUUAAAGGUCAUCUAACCCGUUAUUUUUUUAUUUUCUUGCAUCAGCACAAUUUAUCACGAAAGAUUCGAUAAUAAUAGAUGAUGUUCUUUUCAUAAAAAAUACACCAAACGAAAUUUCGCAUCAUUACUUAAGGAACAUUAGUUUACAGUGAUUUUAAGUACUAAAGUUUUCGUUGCACUUCCAGUCAACAGGAGACUUUUUAUUUAUGUGAGUAGAUUCCAUGAGACUUAUGUUUCUUAAUCUUAAUAAAAGUCAAAUAUAUGGAAUCCUGCUAAACAUUUAACGAAUGUUAGAGCAAAGGAAAUUCACUGACUUCCUAUUGUUCAUAGAAUUUGUUCAGCGAAAAAUGAGAAGUUAUAAAAAACUAAUAAUAAACAGUUAUAGUCAGCUGACUAGCAAGAACUUUGUUUUUAAAACAGAUAAAAAUUAAAUAUAUUUUUAUAUGAACCAUUUCUAGUCUAAAAUUAGUCUGACAAAACGUAAUUACAAGACAUUGUCACCUCCCUUUGAUAUAUUUUUUCCCAAAUCUCCAAGCAAAUUAUAAGAGUGCUAAUGAACAAGUGUCUACCAACCUAUUACAUCCAUUUUAAAGGCUUAAAAUCAAUAACCCAACCGUUUCUGUUACCUUGACAUGGUGGUCGAACUUGCCUAUCGUAAUGAACUAUUCGAACUAUACUGGCUGAAACAAUCGUUUUUCAAGGUCGUAUCAUGACAAACAGGUCGGUUGAGGAACAGUAAGACUAAAAGCAGCAAAAAUAUAGGGUCGGAGGGUAAAGUUUUACUGCUGACUAUACAGAGAUGUGACGGCAGUAGGGUGUUUCCUUCAUAUAACCAGCAUAACAGCUACGCUGCCUUAGAAAAGGUCCACCCUAAAAAUGCACAUCUCCCCUUAUCCCACGGAUAUCCGUCUCCAGCGGUAAGGUUUCUACAAGUAAGGAUCUAAUAGAAGAAUUACACACACGAAGAUCGUGUGUGACCGGUCUCAAUUAGUCGUCUCUUGGGCAUUGCGGUCACCCUCUCAUGUCCUUAAGACCAAUUCUAAUACAAUUUCCUUUCUAGGUAAAUCUAGAAGAACCUUUCAGAUGGUGGUUGGAGGUAGUCAGUACAUAGUGCCCGCAGUGUCGAGUCACCUAGACUGGUGGCCACAUUGCAACAUGAUCGGUAGCAUUCGAUCUGCACUAAUAAGGACUAGACAAGCAUGACACUGAUCACCACCCAGUGAUCAAUCAAUUAUGAUUAGAAGAACCUUUCCACGGUGUGCGAAACCGGUAAGUGAUAACCGCUCUCAUACCUCUAACAGCACUCAAGACCACUGUAUUCGUGGUCAAUUUCCCUCUUUAAUUCCUAUUCACCAUGCUUUGCAACUCAUCCAGUACUAUGUGCCCACAGUCAUAUGCUUUACUGUGAUAUUGCUGGUUUUCAGAUUACACAUUUAUAUGUGGUAUCUCUUGGCAUAAUUCAAACUGGUUCAAAAAAUUCGGAAGUAUAUCAUUCCUAAAUCCCCAUUAUAAAAUAUCAUUUGUAUAUUGAUUGUCAUUCUGCUUAUGAGAUGAUAUUCGUAAACCAAAAGUGAUAGAGCUAUAUCAAACUUUUAUUGCGUCUUAGUCGAAAUUUUGAUGCGUUAAAAAGCAGCACAUAUUCCUUCAGUUUAGUCGGUACUAUGGCGAGCAAUAAGGCAAGAUCUAUACUACUAAUUCAGUAGUGAGAAUCAAACAGGAAAAAUGUUGAACUAGGAAACUAUCAACUAAUUAACAUUCUGUUUUUUGAUUUCUGUCACAGUAGAAUAAAUUACCAAUAUCUCAGUACAUGUAAUUGCAAUAUCGGGUCUAAAAAAUUUAAUGAAAAUUGUAAGACCAUGAAACACAGAAUUUCACCAUGUCUUUGGUCAGUUUCGACAGCUUGACUCCAACCGCUUUGGAAAAUAAGUAGUUGUAUUAUUAUCGAUUAUUUUUUAUUGUUCAAUAUGAUGAACCGAUUAUAGGCAUUAACCAUUUUCAUUUUAGAUCUAGUUCAACAUUAUUUCUCCAGAAAAAUGCCAAGACCAGCUUCAGCUCAAUCUGAACAAGAAGACAAUACUGAUUUACUAUUAAUUGAAGAAUAUGAACGAUUAAAUAAUCAAUUAAGAAUAUUACAAAAUGAACGUCAAAAACAAACUGAAGAAUUUACUGUUAAACUAGGAAAAUAUAAGUAAUGUUAUGAUAAUAUACAUAAUUAUUUUACCAAAAACAAAACCAAAAUCUAGAAAAGCUACAGAAAUAUUAGAAAAAGAAAAUGAAGAAAUUAAAUGUUUGUUAACAUUAGUAGAUAGUGAACAAAAUAGAAAACAAGAUAUGAAAUGUAUUGAACAAUUAAAACAAAUUUUAAAAGAGCAAGAUAAUAUACAAUUACAAAUUGAUGAGUUAAAAACUUAUGGAAAACGUUUAGAUAAUGAGACACGUAAAAUAGAAAAUCUUAUCCAAGAAAAACAACAAAUUCGUAUGAUACAAACUAAAAAAGAAACUGAGACCAAUGAAUUAAAAUUACAAAUUGAAAAAAAAUUAGUUACGAUGGAAAAUAAUUUACAUGAAAAAAAUAUGAAAUUUUGUGAUACAUUAGCAUAUAAUAAUAAAAUACGCCAUGAAAUAGAAUGUGCUAGAAAUGAACGAAAUAUUUAUUAUGCAAUACAUCAAAAAUUAAAAGAUAAAUUAAUACAUUUAAAUAAAUUAAAAAUUAAAUUAAUUCAACAAGCAAGUCUUACAUAUGAUCAAAGAGCGGAUGCCAAAAAUAAAAGUAAUGCAUUAAAAGAAAAAAAUGAUAAAGAUAAUAUUGGAUUUGAAACUGAAAUGAAAGAUUUACAAAGAAUUAUUGAUCAUAAUGAUCAAUUAAAAAAAUUUAUGACAAUUAAAUCAGAUGAACGUUUAGAUUGGAAACAGAAAGCAGAAAAUCGUCGACGUAAAUAUGGUGCUACUGGUGAAAUAGCACAACAACAAAGAAGUUUAAAAAUUCAAGAAUAUGAAUCAGCAAUGAAUCGUUUACAAUUAAUCACUGGAAAAUCUGAUGUUGAACAAAUGACUAGAUAUUAUAAACGUAAUGAAGAUGAUAACUUUACAAUGUUUAAAUAUGUGACUGAAUUAAACAAUCAGAUUGAAUGCUUAAAUGAUAAUAUCAUAAAUAUAAAGAAAACAAUUAAUGAAUACGAUGAAGAACAAAAAGUAAUUGAAAGACAAAGAGUUAAUAAAAUGACUGAAUUACAGGCACAAAUCAAGUCCGAUAAAGAAGCAGCUAAUACAGCUGAAAAUCGUACAAUACAUAUACAUAAAUUAUUAGAUCAAAUUAAAACAGAAAUAAAACAGUUAACUAUAAAACUUGGUUGUGAUUUAUCUAGAAUAACCGAAAUGCUUGGCGGUGAUGGUGAUCAAAUAACUGAACGAAAUUUAAUGCUUUAUCUUAACGUAUUAGAACAAAGAGUAGAUGAAUUAUUAUCAGUUAAAUGUUAUUCACAAACUAAAGGACAUAGUGAUGAGAUAAGUCAAGAAAAUCCGAAGAUAACUUUGGCAACAAAUUUCAUGGAAACCGUAAGAACAAACAGAGAUACAUCACUUGUAUUACCGUCUUUACAAGAUGAAGAUGAUACAAAUGAUGAUGAAAAUACACCAACAUCAAUUCGUCCAUUAUCACAAGCUGAAAUAAUUGGUCGAGUUACACGUCAAUUACAAAAAUUGGAAGCGAAACACCAUCCAUCUAUGAAUACAAAUAAAACUUACAGUCGUGUGUCAUCACCUAAUAGGCGACUAAAAAUUCGUAUGUAAAUGAAAACGAAUUCUUUCUUAAAUAAUAAUAAUAAUAAUAAUAAUAAUAAUAAUAAUAAUAAUAAUAAUAAUAAUCAUAGAGUAUCGACUAAGACAUUACUUUUUGAAAAAUGUAAUGAUACCAUCCCAAUUUUAAGUAGGGAAAAAGUAUGCAUUAACUUACAUAUUUGAAAUACACACUGCAUGAUUGAUCUUAUAAUCAUGAAUAAUUUAAUUGUUAUAGAUAAAAAUAUUAAUAUUAUUGGA